This is a messenger RNA of Capsella rubella, 2556 nucleotides long. RefSeq names its product phenylalanine ammonia-lyase 4. The transcript is spliced from 3 exons. Lineage: Eukaryota; Viridiplantae; Streptophyta; Magnoliopsida; Brassicales; Brassicaceae. Gene Ontology annotation, cellular component: cytoplasm. Gene Ontology annotation, biological process: L-phenylalanine catabolic process. Gene Ontology annotation, molecular function: phenylalanine ammonia-lyase activity. The record is from RefSeq and is a predicted model, not a curated record. Bases 256 to 2370 code for a protein of 704 amino acids.
UAUUUUCCUUUUUUAUUUCUCGCUCCUUUAAUUUUUUUUUUUAUAUUAAUCAUCGCAAACAAAAAAAGUUCUUGUAAAGCUAGCGCAACGUGUAACUUGAUUCAUACACACAUUUGUAUUUCUUUGUUUUGUAUAAUAAGUAUAUAACAAUUACUACAUAGAGAAAAGAGAUCAAAACCAUCGACCUUAUAUAUAUUGUCAUUAUAUAUAACCGGCCGGUCGGAUCCCCGUUUUCUUUAAACCUAGUCGGCGGUCAUGGAGCUUUGCAACCAAAACAACGGCGUCAGCGGCGAUCCGUUAAACUGGAACGCGGCGGCGGAUGCUUUGAAAGGGAGCCACUUGGAGGAGGUGAAACGAAUGGUGGAAGAUUACAGGAAAGGGUUGGUGAAGUUAGGAGGAGAGACGUUGACGAUUGGUCAAGUUGCCGCCGUGGCUAGAGGAGGAGGAGGAUCUACGGUGGAGCUAGCGGAGGAGGCACGUGCCGGAGUCAAGGCGAGUAGCGAGUGGGUGAUGGAGAGCAUGAACCGAGGAACGGACAGUUACGGAGUCACCACUGGGUUUGGUGCAACUUCCCAUAGAAGAACCAAACAAGGCGGUGCUCUUCAAAAUGAGCUUAUUAGGUUCUUAAACGCCGGAAUAUUUGGCACCGGCGCCGGAGACACGUCACACACGCUGCCUAAACCGACAACGAGAGCGGCAAUGCUCGUCCGUGUCAACACUCUUCUCCAAGGCUACUCUGGGAUACGCUUCGAGAUUCUCGAAGCCAUUACAAAGCUUCUCAACCACGAAAUCACUCCGUGCCUCCCUCUCCGUGGCACCAUAACCGCUUCCGGCGACCUUGUCCCACUGUCUUACAUAGCUGGACUCCUCACCGGCCGUCCUAACUCCAAAGCCGUGGGUCCUUCCGGUGAGAUUCUCUCUGCCUCUGACGCCUUUAAGCUCGCCGGAGUAUCGACCUUCUUCGAGCUGCAGCCUAAGGAAGGACUUGCGCUUGUGAACGGGACAGCGGUUGGAUCGGGUUUGGCCUCAACGGUUCUGUUCGAGGCAAAUAUUUUGGCGGUUUUGUCCGAAGUUAUGUCCGCCAUGUUUGCUGAGGUUAUGCAGGGGAAACCGGAGUUCACCGAUCACCUUACCCAUAAACUGAAGCACCACCCUGGUCAGAUAGAAGCCGCAGCAAUUAUGGAACAUAUAUUAUACGGAAGCUCUUACGUUAAGGAAGCUCAACUUCUUCACGAAAUGGAUCCUCUUCAAAAACCUAAACAAGAUCGGUAUGCAUUACGUACGUCACCGCAAUGGCUUGGGCCUCAGAUCGAAGUGAUUAGAGCGGCAACAAAAAUGAUUGAGCGAGAGAUCAACUCAGUUAAUGAUAACCCUUUGAUCGAUGUUUCAAGGAACAAAGCUUUGCACGGUGGGAAUUUCCAAGGGACACCGAUUGGUGUCGCCAUGGAUAAUUCUCGUCUAGCCAUUGCUUCGAUCGGGAAACUCAUGUUUGCGCAGUUCUCUGAACUUGUUAACGAUUUCUACAAUAACGGUUUGCCUUCUAAUCUAUCCGGUGGAAGAAACCCUAGUCUUGAUUACGGUUUCAAAGGCGCUGAAAUAGCCAUGGCUUCUUAUUGCUCUGAGCUCCAGUUCUUGGCUAAUCCCGUGACCAACCAUGUCCAAAGCGCGGAGCAGCAUAACCAAGAUGUUAAUUCCCUCGGAUUGAUCUCGAGCCGUAAAACCGCGGAAGCAGUCGAUAUCCUCAAGCUAAUGUCCACGACUUACUUAGUCGCGCUUUGCCAAGCAGUUGAUCUAAGACACCUAGAAGAGAAUCUGAAGAAAGCGAUUAAAUCCGCGGUGAGCCAGGUGGCGAAGCGGGUCUUGACCGUUGGUGUAAACGGUGAGCUACAUCCGUCGAGGUUCACUGAACGUGAUGUCCUCCAAGUGGUUGACGGAGAGUACGUGUUCUCCUACGCAGACGAUCCAUGUAGCAUCACUUAUCCCCUGAUGCAGAAACUUAGACACAUUCUUGUAGACCACGCUUUGGCGGAUCCAGAACGCGAAGCCAAUUCCGCGACAUCAGUUUUCCAAAAGAUCGGAACCUUCGAGUCGGAGCUGAAACUGCUUCUCCCAAAAGAAGUGGAACGUGUCCGGGUUGAGUACGAGGAAGGAUUAUCGGCUAUAGCUAACCGGAUUAAAGAGUGUAGGUCUUAUCCGCUGUACCGGUUCGUCAGAGAUGAGCUGGAGACAGAGUUGCUUACCGGAGAGAAUGUUAGGUCACCGGGAGAGAUGUUUGAUAAAGUGUUCUCGGCGAUGUCUGAUGGAAAACUUAUUGAUCCUUUGUUGGAAUGUCUCAAGGAGUGGAACGGAGCUCCGAUCCCCAUCUAUUAAAACAGAUGAUGAUCCAUCCAACAUUUCUUACCAACACUGUUGUAAUAUAUUUGGAUUUGUGUUCUAUAACCCUUUUUUAUUUUUCUUGAUUUCCACGACAUUGAACAUUCUCAUGAUCACUUUGAAACCUAUCAUAUGUUUCUUUAUAGUUUAUAUAUGUUAAAUGCUGUCUUAAUGGAUUAUCAA